Messenger RNA from Fonsecaea nubica, 1689 nucleotides. RefSeq lists its product as hypothetical. Gene Ontology annotation, molecular function: NADP binding; flavin adenine dinucleotide binding; N,N-dimethylaniline monooxygenase activity. NCBI's taxonomy places the organism in Eukaryota, Fungi, Ascomycota, Eurotiomycetes, Chaetothyriales, Herpotrichiellaceae. Bases 1 to 1689 code for a protein of 562 amino acids. The record is from RefSeq and is a predicted model, not a curated record. The transcript is spliced from 7 exons.
AUGUCAGACACAGCGACACCGAGCACCAUCAUCAUUGGCGGAGGUCCGUCCGGCAUCGCCCUCGCAUACGAACUGAAGCACAAGCUGGGCUACACAGACUUCAUCAUAUACGAGCGAAAUGACGGAGUUGGGGGUACUUGGAAGACGAAUACAUAUCCGGGAUGUGGCUGUGACAUUCCCUCUCACCUCUACUCCUUCAGCUUCAACCCAAACCCAAACUGGUCGAUUGAACUGUGCGAACAACCUGAGAUCCUACAAUACAUGAACGAUACGGUCGACAAAUUCGAGCUCCGGCCCUUUUUCCACCUCGGGAUCGAAUGCCUAGGAGGCAAAUGGCACGAAGACCGGAACGAGUGGGAGGUGUUUCUGAAGGACCACAAGACCGACAUGACAUAUUCGCGAUUCGCCACGAUCCUCAUCUCCGCCGUCGGCGCGCUCUCGACGCCCAAGACGCCCAAUUUUCCCGGCAUGGACAAGUUCCGUGGGCCAAUGGUGCACACCGCGCAAUGGGACCACAGCCUCAACUGGGAGGGCAAGAAGGUGGCGGUGAUUGGCAACGGGUGCAGCUCAGCACAGGCCAUUCCGGUCAUGGCAGAGAAGGCGGCAAAGAUCACGCAGUACGCGCGAAGUCGGCAGUGGUAUCUUCCCAGGCCGAACCACGUCUUCACCGAAACGGAAAAGUGGUCGUUCCGCUGGAUCCCCCUUCUCCAGAAAUGGCUGCGCUUCCGCAUCUUCCUCGACGCCGACGCCGACACCAAGGAAUACUACUCGUCCACGACCGGGGUGAAGAGUCGAUCUCAGCUGGAGAGGAAGGCGGAGGCGUACAUGCUGUCCAAGACGCCGAAGAAGUACCACAGCUUCAUCAUCCCGGACUUCCCUCUCGGAUGCAAACGACGGAUCUUCGACCCGGGCUACCUCGACAGCCUCAACCGCAGGAACGUCGAGCUGAUCAACCAAGGCAUCAAGGAAUUCACCGAGACGGGGCUGAUCGACAUGGCGGGCAAAGCGGCGGAUUUCGACAUCAUCGUCCUCGCCACGGGGUACCAAGUCACGGAUUUUCUGCAGACGAUCAAGAUCGAAGGCGCCCACGGCGUCUCCCUCGCCCAGCAGUGGCGGGAAUGUCGCGGCGCGCAGGCGUACAUGGGGACGUACGUGCACAACUUUCCCAACUUCGGGAUCAUUUACGGCCCCAACACCUUCCCGGCCAACAAUUCGGCGCUCUUCUCGUGCCAGACCCAAGUCAACUACGCGGUGCGCAGCCUGAUCCGGCCGAUCGUCGACGGCCGCGCCUCGCGGAUCGAAGUCAAACAGAGCGCCGAGGACCGCGAGACCAACGUGAUCCACGCGAAGCUCAGGUCGAGCGUCUUCUUCUCGGGCUGCUCCAGCUGGUUCAUCAACGAGCACGGCCGCAACGUGACCUCGUGGCCGGGCAAGGCCGAGGAGUACUGGCGCCGCACCCUGGCCGUGGACUGGGGCGCGUUCAAGCUCCGCGGCGGCACGAGGUGGUGGGCCCUCAACGCCCUGCUGCGCGAGGUGUCGCCGCGCAUCCACGCCGAGCGGGACAUGGUGCUUCUGGCCGUGGUCGCGGCGUUUGUCAAGAGCAGGCAGUUGACGCAGAUCGUGCAGCCGCAUAUCAAGUGGGCGGGCGAGAUGGUGUUGCAGAAUGCUACGGAGCUGCUUCAUCGCUAA